UACGCUUCUUCAUUGGCGACUUGAAAGGACAGAGCCUAUUUAUCUUGCUAUCGUUUUAAAGCAGCUUUGCUGUAUUUUUUUUUUACUCAGACCCUCCUAAUGCCACCGAUUCUCCAAAAGUCCGAUAUAGAGACACUGCUUUAGAAAUUUAAAAACUUGAGAUUUCAGACUGUCGCGAUCAUUUGAGAAUCUUAAGGCCGUGUAACUGCAGUGUAUCGCCGCAGACAGGCUAUAGUCAGCCGCAGUCAGCCUCCGGCAUCACAAACAUGGAUCAACACGACUCGACGUUUGGAGUGCAGCUCUUCAUUUAUGAUCUGUCGAGGGGAAUGGCUCGACAGCUCAGCCCUAUAAUGCUAGGAAAACAGCUUGAUGGUAUUUGGCACACAUCUAUAGUGAUCUACGGAGAGGAAUUCUUCUAUGGUGGUGCCGGGAUCUCUAGUUGCCCACCGGGCGGGACGAUGCUCGGACCUCCAGACACAGUGGUGGAGCUGGGAAGCACCGAGGUGACAGAGGAGAUCUUUAUGGAUUAUCUGUCCUCACUUGGAGAAACAACAUAUAGUGGUGACAAGUACAGAUUGUUUGAACACAACUGUAACACGUUCACUAAUGAGGUGGCCCAGUUUCUCACAGGCAAUAAAAUUCCCUCCUAUAUCACAGAUCUGCCCUCUGAAGUGCUCUCCACGCCAUUUGGUCAGGUGUUACGGCCGAUCCUGGACUCGAUACAUAUUGCCCCUCCAGGCGGAAACGUGAUCAGCAGCCAAAAUAAUCAUAGCUAGAUCAGCUUUGUAAUCUCUCUCUCACACACACCUACACAUGCAAUAAUUCACACAUACGCUGUUUAUACACACUUAUUUGCCCUGUUGUAAAUGAAUUUGGCUCAAAACACAUCUUUCAAGAGCACUGAACAAAAUUUCAUCAAUUCUGGUCCAUAUUCACAGUUACCCAGAUAUUUAGAGACAGUUUUGCUUAAAGUGUUUCAUGCACAAGGUCCCAGGUCAUUCUUUCCAGAUCACUGAUGGUUCAUAUUUUUCAGUGUCAAGUUCUUGGUUUCCAUGGUUUUCAUUUUAAUAUGUAUCUUUACUUUGUAUCUCUACAGCCCACCACAUGCAAAGGUCAUUUGUUUGUUGAUGACAAUCCAACUUUUUUUCUUUCCUGCUGUUAGUUUUUAUUCCUUUCACAUCAUUUCAUGCUGUUUUUCCCCUAAUAAUUUGUCUGUUGAUAUGUAUUAAUAUUGGCAAGCCAAAAAGUUGAAAGACUAUCUUUAAUUUUAUUCUUAAUAUAUAUGUAUUUAUUUAUGUCAGUGACUUUGUGACAAAGAAGCACGUGUUCUGUAAUAUGACUAGCAUUCUGAAGAAAUGACUAAAUGUGAACAAAUGGACCAUGAUACAUGUGGCUCAGAUUCAGAGAGAAAUAUACAGUGUAUUAUAUAUAUACAGUGGGGCAAAAAAGUAUUUAGUCAGCCACCAAUUGUGCAAGU
Messenger RNA from Onychostoma macrolepis, 1477 nucleotides. RefSeq names its product desumoylating isopeptidase 1a (gene desi1a). The record is from RefSeq and is a predicted model, not a curated record. The transcript has 6 exons. Bases 267 to 776 code for a protein of 169 amino acids. Gene Ontology annotation, molecular function: peptidase activity. NCBI's taxonomy places the organism in Eukaryota, Metazoa, Chordata, Actinopteri, Cypriniformes, Cyprinidae. Gene Ontology annotation, biological process: protein modification by small protein removal.